AUGUCCCGUUUACGAUCCGACACAUUCAUCAAGCCGGGCUCCGAAAGCAGCUUCGAUAGUGAAGAUUUGAACUCGAGAAGGUACAGACAAGAGUUAGAGAGUUAUUGUUGCUGCUCAAACGUAUCUGCAACGAGAGUUUUGAUUGUGUCUGCAAUUCUUAGUAUCAUUCAAGCGAUCGCACACUUUGUUCUCCUUCUACAUGACUGCGACCUCAAAAUGAUAGAUAUGGCAAUAGCCACGUGGCCAGUGGUUACUGUAACCAUAUCUCUAGUGUUCACCUAUUUUGCAUACGACACCCAUAGCUCCACUUCUAUAAAACCUUACAUCGCUCACCAUAUCCAACUUGCGAUUUGCUAUUGCCUAUGUAUGGUUUUAUUUGCCAUGUUCACAUGCAACAUUCAAAUCUUCAUGGAUAUCCUCGCAUUUUGUUCCAACUACUCCACAUUAUUCUCUCACCUUCAGGAGACAGAAAGUGAGCGGAAACUAAAAAUGGCUGGAUUCUUAUCAUCUCAACUACUGAUAAGUUUCUUCUGCUUGCAUCUCUCUGGCCCGUUGUUCUCAUGGCUUGAUACGGAGAAAAAGUAUGUUAGCACUGACGGAACUGAAGUCAUUUAG
This is a messenger RNA of Caenorhabditis briggsae, 615 nucleotides long. The record is from RefSeq and is a predicted model, not a curated record. NCBI's taxonomy places the organism in Eukaryota, Metazoa, Nematoda, Chromadorea, Rhabditida, Rhabditidae. The transcript has 5 exons. Bases 1 to 615 code for a protein of 204 amino acids.